CACUGUCGUUGCGAUGCGUGGACAGGUAACAGAAAGAAGACGAAGCUCCUCCUUUCCCAGCAGCUGCAGCCGAGACAAACAAAAAUGGCGAGAUCCUCCUCCUUCCUCUCUCCUCACACUUCCCUCGUCUUCGUAUGCCCUGCCAUCGCCAUGUAUCUAAUCCCUCUCCAUAAACCCUAACCUCUUUCUCCCCUCUCUCCGAAUUUCCCCGGAUUUCCCCCCUCCCAUCUGUUCUCUCACGCCACCGACGACGACUCGAUCUCGGUUCCUGAACUGCUCAAGCAAUGGCGGAGAUGGCGAAGGUGCUGUACAUAGUGGUGGUCGAUGAGGAGGAGAGGAGAGACAAGGGGAGAGGCUCGUUUCGGUACACGCGUCCGGUUCUGCAGGGCACUCUGCAGCUCAUGGGAUGUAAGGCUCGUCAUGCUUUCAAGAUAAGCAGAAGGGUCUUUGAAAUUAUAACAAAUGCCCCUUCAAUUGAUACUCGAAUCUUAAAGGAAGAAGAUAGGACAGGCGUUGAUGCUUCCAGACAAAAAUUAGAGAAGAGUGAUGUUCCGAGGACAUUUCCUUCUGAGAAAAAUGGCAAAGAUAGAAGUGUGCCAUUCGAACUGUACAAGCGGCGUACAACUUUGUUUGUUAGAAGAGGAACCUUCUUAGAUGUUGUUUGUGAUGCUCUGGCUGAAUACAAAUAUGUGGGCCCUAACCAGAGGGCAGACCUUGUUUUGGCGUGCAGGUAAGUUACCAAAUAUUGCUUUACAGACUUACUUCAUAUUUGCCCUUUAGUGAUGUUGUCCGUGAACUGUACUCCAGCUUGUUGACUCCUACACGAAGUGUUGGUCUUUUGUUUGCUAGUACAAUGCAAGCAUGAACAAGGAACUGUUGUUGAAUGUUAUUCUAGGUCUAUAUAGUAAAAUACUAUGGAUCGUACAUCAUACUAGUGACGCAUACCUUAGAUCGAUUUAUGUUUCGUUGCAGAAUUCGAGAAAAGAAGGAGUCUGUAACUGUGCUUUUGUGCGGCACCAGUGGAUGUGGCAAAUCUACCUUGUCUGCGUUGCUGGUAUUGCAGCUUGUUUGAAUCUAUGAUAUUUGCUUUUGGUGCUGUUUGGAACCCCCUCUUAUUGGGAUUCCUUGUGAGCUGUUGAACUGGGAAGACAUACCAGUUACAGGAGCUGAUUUACAUAUCUUUGUUCUGUGCAGGGUAGUAGAUUAGGGAUUACCACCGUUGUAUCCACAGACUCAAUUCGUCACAUGAUGAGGAGUUUUGUGGAUGAAAAGGAAAAUCCGCUUCUUUGGGCAUCGACGUAUCAUGCAGGAGAAUAUUUGGAUCCUGAGGCUGUUGCUGAAGCAAAAGCUAGGAGGAGAGAGAGAAAAUUAGCCCGCAUUGCAAAAGCACGUCCCAAGGAAGAACCAGCUGAUGGUUCUACUGCAGGAAAACCCGAUAGUAGUCAAGUCCCGGAAGGGGCGAUUAGCCCAAAACAAAUGGCUAUUGAAGGCUUCAAAGCACAAAGUGAAAUGGUGAUUGACAGUCUUGAUCGCCUGAUCACUGCUUGGGAAGACAGGAAGGAAUCUGUAGUCGUUGAGGGUGUACACUUGAGCCUGAAUUUUGUGAUGGGGCUUAUGAAGAAACAUCCUUCAAUCAUCCCUUUCAUGAUAUACAUCACAAAUGAAGAUAAACACUUGGAGAGGUUCGCCGUUCGUGCAAAGUAUAUGACAUUGGACCCUGCUAAAAACAAAUAUGUAAAGUACAUCAGAAACAUCAGGACAAUCCAGGAUUACCUCUGCAAGCGAGCUGACAAACACCUCGUCCCCAAAAUAAACAACACGAAUGUUGACAAGAGUGUGGCUGCAAUCCAUGCAACAGUCUUUGGGUGCCUCAGAAGACGCGAGGCAGGGGAGCAUCCCUACGAUCCAACUACUAAUACGGUAUCUGUUAUUGAUGAGGAGUAUAGGAACCAAUGUGCUGCAAAUUCACUGAGCUCGAAGGGAAUGUUUCAGCUUAUUCAGAGGCAGGGUUCUUCCAGACAUCUGAUGGCGCUUCUUAAUACCGAUGGAUCAGUGGCAAAAGCUUGGCCUGUAGGUCCAGUGGAUAAGAACGGGAAGCCUCUUGUAGGUCAUGGGGCUGAAAAUGGGAUAGGUGUUCCUAUGUAUGGUCCGUUGCAAAUCGGAAAGGCUGAACCGGUGAAUCUGCAGUUUGGCCACUUUGGGAUCAGUGCUUGGCCCAGUGAUGGUGGGACGAGUCAUGCAGGGAGCGUGGAUGAGUCGAGGGCUGAUGGGACCGACACAGGAAGCAAAUACCAUUCUUCGUGCUGCAGCUCGCCGAGGACUUCGGAUGGACCAGCCAAGGAGCUUAAGGAGGAGAACUCGGUGCAUGGCAGCGAUGAAGAAGUGGAUGAUGACGCACCUGAAGUGGAUAGUAAUGAAGACCUUAGUGAUGACGAGGACAAACUUGCUCAUGAAGAGAUUGGUUCGGUGGAUGAAGAGUCCACGAAGUCCGACGAGGAGUACGAUGACCUGGCAAUGGAAGACAUGCAAGACAACGGGUACAGGACAGACGCGGAGGACGAGGUUGAGGACAAGGUAAAGCCGAUAGAUGGUCCGAAGGCGGACAAGUACCGGCAGAACUUGGACCGGUUCCUUCGAAGUAGGAGCGAGCGGUUGGGCGAGCCAUUGUGCUCUUACCCUUCCCUCUUGGGAGAGAACGGCGGGAGUAGAGAGGUGCUGCGUACAAGACGUCGCCGUUCACUCAGCAUUGGGGCCAUCAUCGCUGGGAAGCCUGGUUCUGAGGCGGUUAAUGGUGCCAUUCUGUCUGGGGCUCCCCUGAGUUAGUCGUAGUUGGGCAAGGGUUUGUGAGCUCUGUGAAGCUGUGUUCUAUUUUUGUGCGCUUUAAUGUUCUUUUGGGCUGGAGGAGUAAGUUAGGAGAUUGGGUAGUUAUGUCAAGUCUGUGUGUAAUCUGUAUAGAGGGUUUUGACAAUGACUGGGAAUCAUAUUUCAGCCACCGCCUUUUGUUUUAGUUUAUCCUCUGUUGUAUUGUUCUGUCGAAGCUAUAAAGAUUUGAGUCCAUGAG
Molecule: messenger RNA, 3061 nt
Organism: Linum tenue
Lineage: Eukaryota; Viridiplantae; Streptophyta; Magnoliopsida; Malpighiales; Linaceae
Source: the annotation of a GenBank genome assembly